GCUGCACCGUGGGAGGCGGAGUGUAGGACCCGGCGGUGCCAGUGCGUGUGCGCGCGUGUGGUGCCCUCCCAUGUUGCUGAGCCCCGAGCCUGCCCGUCCGCCCUCGCAAUGGCGUUCAUGGAGAAGAAGAGCCCGGGCAAGGUGCUGCUGGACGAUACGGUGCCGCUGAGCUGUGUGAUUGAAGCCAGCCAGAACCUGCAGUCGCACACGGAAUAUAUUAUUCGUGUACAACGUGGAGUUUCAGCAGAAAACAGUUGGCAGAUUAUCAGAAGAUACAGUGACUUUGAUGUCCUGAAUGCUAGUUUACAGAUCUCGGGCCUGAGCCUACCUCUACCUCCCAAAAAGCUCAUUGGAAAUAUGGAUCCUGAGUUCAUAGCAGAAAGACAAGAAGGACUUCAGAAUUACCUGAAUUUCAUAACAACACAGCAUAUGCUGUCAAACUGUGAACUGGUUAAAAAAUUUCUUGAUCCCACCAACUACUCCUCUAACUACACUGAAAUUGCCUUACAGCAAGUAUCCAUGUUCUUCCGUUCUGAGCCUAACUGGGAGGUCGUAGAACCACUGAAGGAAAUAGGUUGGAGAUUAAGAAAACGGCACUUUUUAAUAAAGAGUAAGGAUCGACCCAAAGAACGGCAAGUAUUAAGUUGGGCUGACUUUGGUCCAGAUAUGUUUUUGCCUGAUAAAGAUCUUCAAUCAGCAAUGAAACUUUUACCUUCUUGGUCUCAUCCAUAUAUCUAUCCUGUAACCUUUGCCACAGCGAGUGAUUCUUCAGCACUUGUAAUCCGAAUGUAUAAUGAAAAAGGAACGCUAAGAGAUUAUAUCUGCAAGGCUAAACCAAAAGAUCCUUUUAUGAAGAAAUACUGCAGCCCUAAGAAAAUCCAGGGGCUUGAUCUUCAACAAAUAAAAACUUUUGGGAGACAAAUACUUGAGGUGUUGAAGUUUCUACACGAGAAAAGAAUUCCAUAUGGACAUCUUCAUCCAUCGAAUGUGAUGCUUGAUGGAGAUACAUGUAAAUUACUGGAUUUAGAAAACUCGUUACUAGGAUUGCCCAGCUACUAUAGAGCUUACUAUACACAGUCCAGGAAAAUCAAUACAACAGAAGCCAUUGAUGUUUAUUCCUUUGGCCAUUUGCUGUAUGAGAUUACGUAUGGAAGGCCGCCAGAUUCUGUGCCAGUGGACAGCUUUCCAUCUGCCCCCUCAUUAGAAAUAGUAUCUGUGUUGCAGUCUAUCCUUUCUGCAGAAGCCUGGAAAACAAGCAUGCCAACAAUUGCCCAGCUGUUGGAGACACCGUUAUUCAGUGAUGUGCUGCUUAAUACUGAAAAGCCCCAGUUUAAGAUACCUACAAAACUGAAGGAAGCUUUAAAAACAGCAAAAGAAUGUAUGGAGAACAAGCUAAAUGAAGAACAAAAAGCUAUUCAUCGGCAUAAGAGGCUGACACGGGCACAAUCUCAUCAUGGAUCAGAGGAAGAGAAGAAGAGGAGGAAGACUUUGGCAAGAAAGAAAUCAAAGCAGUCUAUAACUGAAAAUGAAGCAGAUAUCUCAACUAAAAGCAGCAACUCAAACAAUAUAAACUCUGGCUCUGGUGCUAGUUCUCCUUUAACAUCACCAUCUUCUCCUACUCCUCCUACAACUGGAGUUUCAUUUGUUGCUUCACCACCAGCUGCACCUCCUCCUCCAAAGUCUGAGACUGACCUUCCAUCACAAUUAGUUUCUACUGCCAAUGGAGCAGGCAGAGCAGCCUUACUCAGCUCAAUUCAAAGCUUUAAAAAGGGGCACUUGAAGCCUACAGAUACAAAUGACCGCAGUGUUCCUACCAUCAAGUAAUACAACAUGGCUUUGUUACUGGACUGUUUUGAAUACCAAACUUGAAAUCCUGAAGAAAAUAGGGAUGUUGGUGAGUGGAGUUCUGUCCAGGACAAUCAUUCCUUUUCACAGAUCUGUCUUGCUGUGCCCCCUUCUGGACAUGGCUAUUUCUGGAGUAGAUCCUUUGUCUUUUAGCAGUUGUCAGUAAACUUAACCAGUACAAGAAUAGCAAUCUUAAAAAAUAUAGUUUGACUAUAAUCACCUAUUCUGAAGAAAGUGCACUUUAAAAUACCACUGUUUUACCUUAAAGAAACAGCUGUUUCUAUGCAGAAAGAUUUGUGGUAUAUUAUCUGUACAAAUUUUC
Molecule: messenger RNA, 2167 nt
Organism: Stegostoma tigrinum
Lineage: Eukaryota; Metazoa; Chordata; Chondrichthyes; Orectolobiformes; Stegostomatidae
Gene: pxk
Product: PX domain containing serine/threonine kinase
Exons: 18
Coding region: 109-1824 (571 amino acids)
Biological process (GO): protein targeting to lysosome; early endosome to late endosome transport; protein phosphorylation
Cellular component (GO): extrinsic component of endosome membrane; late endosome; early endosome
Molecular function (GO): actin binding; ATP binding; protein kinase activity
Source: RefSeq, a predicted model, not a curated record